This is a messenger RNA of Marchantia polymorpha subsp. ruderalis, 853 nucleotides long. The record is from the annotation of a GenBank genome assembly. NCBI's taxonomy places the organism in Eukaryota, Viridiplantae, Streptophyta, Marchantiopsida, Marchantiales, Marchantiaceae.
ACGGGCGUUUGUCGAGAACCGAUGGGCGUCAGGUGUCUAGGUACGGGAGAUUACGAGGCAACGUGAUGCUGACAACGUCGGGACAUCGUCCGAAGGCCACAUGCUCGAGAGGGCGAGCAGGCCGUACCCGAGGAAGGCAUCUCAGCAGACAGAGCAUCCAUGAACGAGGAAAAGCAGAUAUCGUCCGAGGAGCAGAACAUCGCCAAACUCUCCACCACCACCACCACCACCGCCCUCCAUGCAAGUCGCUCCCGAGCCCCGCACCGACGUCACGGCCUAGCCCGGCAAGCGUCACGCUCGAAGCAUCGUCCCUACAGUCGUGAUAAGAAUGGAGCAGCUAGAAUUGCAACCUCGUUGCUUGGACGAAGGGCCGUGCGAGGCAGCCAAAGGCCGCUCGCCACGCCCUCCGAGCUCCUCCGAGUCAAUCCUCGGGCUCAUGGCAGUCGCCAAAUUCGGAGAACAAUCCGACUUCUGAUGCGCAGCGCACCCAUUGGUUCGCCACAGCUCCGUGGCUUUCUUUGCCCUCAUUAACGGUUUCCCUCUGCGCUUUUCGUCAUGGGCUCCAUCGCCGUCGCCGUCUCCGAUUACUUUGACUCUGGGGUGGAGUUGCUUAGAAGCUAAGUUCCACGACUGAAGCUCGAUCGAAGAGGUAACUUGUUCGACGGUAUAUUUCCUCCACUGCGUUAUAGUGUCCCAUUGCUUCGAGUGGAAAGAUGAAGCUACGUGAGAAUCGAUUGAGACUUGCGUAAAUGAUGAAGGCGAUGAUUGAUGGUGAAACCAUAUCGGAAGCUGAAUUUCACAUAAACUCAUGUAAUCAUAAUCAUAGAACUUGAACUUGAGUCAUUAUUGGACA